AUGCUGAAUCGUUUUGUUAUUGUUGCUGAUUAUUUGUUGGUUACUGCUACUAGCUCUAGCAGAAAUGUCAGUACCUCCCGAAUCGCACAUGAGGUCUAUCUUGGAAAAGGAGAUGAAGAAUUAUCGAUUUUUUUGUAUGAAAGAAAAUCAUUAGUAUUGUAUAUCCAUGAUGUUGCCAGAGACCGGCUAAAACAGCAGAUCGCCAUCGCUCAUCGGAAUCCUCCAUUUCUUGUUUUUAAGAACAGCCGGACAAUUCAAGCUGUACUGGGAAUCUUUGGAAAGAUGGCAGCAUUGUGUCGGAACCGUUGCAAAAAUGAUGGAAAAAAGAAUUUUGAGUUAGAAGCGGCCAGAAAUUACUGGGAUGUUCCCACCACACCAGAUGACAGCGGAUGGGGUCAUAGAUAA
Messenger RNA from Caenorhabditis remanei, 405 nucleotides. RefSeq lists its product as uncharacterized. The coding region runs from base 1 to 405 and encodes 134 amino acids. Lineage: Eukaryota; Metazoa; Nematoda; Chromadorea; Rhabditida; Rhabditidae. The record is from RefSeq and is a predicted model, not a curated record. The transcript is spliced from 7 exons.